This is a messenger RNA of Prorocentrum cordatum, 584 nucleotides long. The record is from the annotation of a GenBank genome assembly. Lineage: Eukaryota; Dinophyceae; Prorocentrales; Prorocentraceae.
GCAGGGUCGAGGGAUGCUUUGGGGGGGAGAUGUGCCGGGCCAUCGCGUCGAUCCGGCGCGCGGCCCGCGGGCUCCUCCGCGCGGCGGAGGAGCUGCAGCUGCGGCCCUGCUGGAGGCCGUGGUUCCCGGCCGACCCUGCGCAGCGGGCCAUCAUCAACGCGCCGUGGGACUGGCUGGCGGAGAGGGCCAGCUGGGGAGGCAUCAACGACGGCGGUGCGGUUCGUCUCGGAGGAGGUCAGACGAUUGGCCGCGGCGCGUCGGAGAAGACGAAGGAGGGGGCUCGCGCGAUAAAGUCUGGCGAGAUGUGCGACUCGAUAGCGGAUCCAGUCUCGGCGCCAAGGUUCGGAAAGAAGGGCCUCGACGCGCGUCAUCUCUCCCCCGCGGCGCGGCCUUGCCUCGUCAACGCGGCGGGUCUCGCGCCGAGGUGCGACGUCGAGGUGAGCUGGGGCAAUAGCCGGCAAGCGAGGAGCUACAGCGAUCCUGGACGGAGGGCGAGGUCGAAUCGGUUGGCCCUGACAUUCAGGGCGCGGGGGGCGGGCGGGCUCGGCCACGCCGGCGAGGUUCAGGAUGCCACCGUGGACAAG